Symbiodinium pilosum is the source of this 3198-nucleotide messenger RNA. The record is from the annotation of a GenBank genome assembly. NCBI's taxonomy places the organism in Eukaryota, Dinophyceae, Suessiales, Symbiodiniaceae.
GCAAGAAUUCUACGAGUUCGCGAAUGCACAGGGCGAGCUGACUGGUUUUUCCGCAACACGACGGAAGGAUACGGCACUGAAGCGGUUUCGUGUGAUCGGCUUGCUGAGCUUCCUCAAAUCUCAAAAGGCACGCUUGUUGGAAUGGCUGGAGCGGGAUCAGCCAUUGCAUGGCAUAUUCGUGAGGACGUCAGACGACACGAACGUCUACACAAGUCCUGAAACAGGGCCUUCGGUAGACUUGGACGGACUAGAGGCAGUGGAUAAUGCAGGUGCAGAGGCUGCAGAGGAGGAAGAGGGCGUCGAGGGGGCAGGCCGGAAAGCUUCAGUGGGCAGAACUGGCCGCCGCAAAGUAUCACCUCUUCUUGGAAUUAUGCAAUGGGCUACUUUGCGGCGCAGGGAUGGCACAGUGGAGAGUGUUCAGCUGCAUGUCCCCUCACAGGUGCCAAUGCGGCCACGAUACUUGACCGAACAAAUCGUUGGUCUCUGUGCGGAUACAAUGGGGCAGGCGAACACCUGGGAGGCGCUCAGUCAGAUGAGUACUGACGCUCUUGCGGCAAACGUCCUCGUUGCAGCUCUAGAACAACGGGCCUACAUCGAGAAACGCAGGCAAGAGGGCUUGGUGCGUUUUUCGAACGCAACCAAAGGGUCGCAAUUCCGCCAGCGGCUAGACAACACCUUGACGGCUAUUGUUGCCAGGGCCGAACGCCGAGAAGUGACUCAAGUGCCAAGAACCACGCAGGAGCUGGAGCACAGGCAUGCAAGCAUUUUGCAACUUUGCAGCUCAGAUCUCACAGAAGACGACAAGGCCCUUAUCCUACGUAUGAUCAACGACGACUGGCGUGAGCAACUGGUUGCCCAGGGAAAGCUGCUGCACAUAUGCCCGCCGGGCUGCUGUUCGAACCAAAAGGCAUUCAGACAGAAUCUCAAGGCAGCACUAAAUGCGCUGUUCGCUUCUCUCUUUACCCCUCCACUGUUGUACAGGUGGAAGGGCUUCGAUGUUGCGGCCCAAUACGUAACCCGUGGACUAGCAGUGCGGGGCCUUUUGAGGUACAUAUGGCAGCAGUGCAAGAACGAACAAGCGGACAUAUUGCCAGAUUUGCUUGAGGCGAAUUUGGCGAUGGACGAGGACAAUCCGGACGUUGCCCCUGCCAUCAAACAACAAAUCAGAGUCGCAAAAGUGAUGCAGCUUCUGAAUGAGCAUGACUCGUUGGCGAGAUUUGCUCAGUCACUUGUGGUCACAGACCCGUUGAGCAGCUAUAUGGAGAAGGUGUCCUUCACAGAGGUUGCUCGGGCACGGCUCCGCUUGAAAAAUCGGGGAUUGACUUUGAGUGACAGUGCUUGUCGGAAUGCCAACGUGGAUGAUCUCGCGAAGCUAACUCGCGAGAUUAUAACUGGCGAGACUGGUUGGUGCGUGAUUGACGACUUCCAGAGGUUGCUGGAAGCUCCAAGUACUGCAGACGUCUGGUUCCCUUCGCUUGGAGUGCAGAAGCAAGAUAGCGUCGAGCUUCUUUUGAUUGGGGUUGCAGAUGCAUACAGGAGGUUGGUGAUGCCAUAUGAGUGCCUUCCUUGGCAGCUGUUUCAGGUGGUUGGUCAAGUGCUCUUUCAAUGGGUUCUUGACGACGCUGAGCAAGCAGUGCUUGAUGAUGCUGUCCGCCUUGCACGGCAGCUCACACGUGUCUCGCACAUACAGGUCCUUCUCCGUGAUGUGCUGAACCAGCUACCAUCAAGCUCUGUGGAUAUAGAGCGUCAACACGCGAACCUUCUCGUGGAUGCAGGGGCUCACAAAAGCGUGCCCUCACGACCAUCGACCAUCCAAUCAGACUCACUGGUGACGAAUGUGUACCUAGACCAUGCAGGUCUGAAGCAGCAUGUCGAAGCAGAAAUUAUGGGCAAGGCAGGCAAGCGAGUGAAGAUGGUUCUUCGUGCCAGAAUGGUGGAAACCAGUGCGCCUGGCGCAGGGGUGGCUUUGCGACGGGCAGGACUGGCCUCAGACGGGACGGUCAAGCGCCGCGCGGGAAUGCUGAAGGGCUUGUUGUCGGAAGCGCACGUGAAGCCGCGCAGGGUCAGUGCCUACAAUGCUUUUCAGCAGAGCAUGAAGCGCCUAGGCGGCAACGCGUACUGCACUGCUGCUCGGCAAUCAUUUCGGUUCGGGCGCUUGACCGACCAGGAGUCGAAGUCAGUGCAGAAGAGCCUUGGUGACCAGUGGAAAGGCUUGAGCAAGGAGGAGAAAGCUGUGUACCAGGAGAGAGCGGAUGAGAUGCAGGCUGCGCGGACAGCGCUUAGCCAGACAGCUUUGCAAUCGCGCAACGCUCAGCAGGAAGCAGACGCCCAAUCCUCGCUGAGCGUUUCGCAGAUCAAACGCUUGAAUGGGGCGAGAUUGGAGAAGAGCUUAAACCAUGUCGCGGAGCACCCGGCUUGGCAUCAUGGGCUCGGGCUGGGGGACCACAUCAGUGCCUUGAGGGCCGAACUCGUUAUGGAUUGCAGUGGCAACGAGAACCGUGCGGAUCUCCGUGCUGAGUUUGACGCAGUGUUCGGCUUCGACACUCAAAUACUCAGCAAUCCCAAGAAGAGUCCUCCAUUUCUCAGGGCACGCGUGACUGCCCAUGCAGGUCUUUGUUGUGCUGAGCCGCACUUUUCUGUGCUGCAGAAGCUGGCGUCCGAAUUCGAUACAAGCUUGCACGCCAAAAAGCUUGGAACCAGCCCUUCGCUGGUGAGAUUUGUGUCUGGCGACCAUAAGGUCUGGCUGCUGUUGAGUGCUGUCAUGCGCCGGCCGGUCUCCCAUGUCGGAACGCAAGUUGCUCGCACUGGGAGCGAGCUGCGGUUGAAGCUUCGGAACGGUCGGCUCCAAGUGUGUACCGUGCACCAGCUGCUGCGUACAUUGCUGAGCCGUCAUGUUGCUGGCGGUCAGGCUGCAGACCAACUGGGAGUCGAGGUGACAUUCUUCCCGGAAAUCACGAUUGCAGACGCGGAAUUGGUGUACUUUGUGGUUCCGGAGGAUGAGGAUGCAGCAGCGGUGGUUCACCUUGGAUCCUGGCGUGUGGCAGAACACAGGGCUGCUCCUCGUGCAGAAGCCCGGCUUCCGUUCGGGCUGAAGAUGCCGGAUCCGACUGAUUCCAGGCCUCGCAAGCAGGCCAAGAGGGACGAGAAACGAUGUGGAGGGGCUGGCGAUCUGUCAACCCAGCACCACAGCUUCAUAAA